CACACGUCAGGCAGCAGUCGUCGAGGUUGGUACUCACGGCAGGAGUCAGAUACUCCGUGAGACGAACUUAAAGGAUUUCCCAUUACACGGAAGAGAUCAGGAUGUCCGGCGGUGGACUUGUGGUCUUCGGUCUGGUGGUCAAAGCACUUCUCGAAGUCUGGAGUGUGCAAGAGGCGGGUGUGGCGUCGCAGGUGGCGUGCGCGGCUCGUUGCAGUCAACACGAUGCCUGUGGAGGAUUCCAGUGGAACACUGAUGCAUGCCGUCUGGUGGUGGACGCUUCGGUGCCUGGCGCCGUGAAGGGCAUGUUGACAAACGUGUUCAGACUCAACUCGUACAAGACGAACUACAUCCUGUACGAAUUCCCUCUGCCGCCAGGUGGCAUCAGUCCCACGGUCGCGUUUGAAACCUGUCGGAACAACAGCAUGGAUUUGGUACCAAACCCCGUUACCCCAAAAGACAGGGCUAGUUUGUCCAUCCGCCUAUCGGGUGGCUUCUACAUAGACAUGAUACGCGCCAGCAACGGCUCGUACGUGACAUGGAGCUCCGGAGUCCUGGUGCCGGACACUGACAUCUACGGCUGGCUGCCUGGAGAACCUGAGGGCGGCGACCAGCAAUGCAUGGCAAUUGGCGGCUAUCUUUCCUUGUACCUCGACUGUCUCUGCAGUUAUAAGGAUACCAAUGCAGGGGUCAUUUGCGUCUACAGUGCAUUGCAUUAAAACACGCAUUUUGUUUGAGUGAUUCUAGCAAAGUUGUCUUCAUGUAAGGUUUGCUAGAAUUUAUGACAUCACAAUGAUUGACUGGAUUAAAUUCAAAAGUGAUCUUUGUGUAUAAUUUUUACAGAGACUUUUCAAACGACAGUAGAGCGUUUGUUCGUAGUCGAACGAUUGAUCGUUGUUGCACGAUUUAGCAAUUGUGUUUUGCAAUGAAUGCGCUUGCAGAUUUGUGUGUGGACUGUAUAUUUAUUCAAUUUUUAGAUCCUAUUCCUAACUACGCAGCUAUAGGAUCCUUUCCAGAUAUUUCUCAGUGAUUACUGUUGAUUACUAAGUUUGGUACUUUUUCCUAUCCGAGAAGAUACUAGACAAGAAGUUUGUACUGAUUAGCUAAAAAAUCGAUACAAUUUUCAAUUUCAGGUGUAAAACUGGAAUAUCUUGACGAGACGUCACGGACAAAAUAGGAACAUUACCUAAACUUUCACGGAAUGAACAUCAUUUUGAACGAGGCAUAAAGACACAUAACGAGACAUAUUAUUUAAUUUUGAUGUUGAAUUUAGUUACUGGAUUUUGCCAGACAUUUUGUCAUUUCGUCAGUUUUCAAUAUUUCAAGUAUUUCACUAAUCACUAUUUAGAAAGGAGAAAGCCCGUCCACAUUCUUUGAAGAGGCCAACACAUAAGGGCCGAAGAGCAGUCCGGGGCUCCCGAAGGCUGAUCGCCCAAGUAAGAGCCAGCAGGACCAUUACUUCGAUUAUACUUAUUCCAGAUAUUAUACAUAUUAUGUUAUUCUAUAUACUAUAUAACUUAUUAUUCUAUUUGUAUAGACAUCCGUUAGAAGUGUUAUGGCACAAGACAUUUCGGAAGACAUAAUUGAUAGAUUGUAAGUACUAAUUUCAUCAAAUGACACAAGUAUAUCCAUAACGAACGACGCUUCAGCUCAGAGUAUCGGCUACGGCAAAAUGCUUGAUAAGUUAUUUAGUGUCCAGCAAGCAGUUGCUAGGCGCUUGCUGGUUGUGCAGCCACUUAAUCUGGCUAGCGUCGUGAAGACGUGCAAUGGUAAUGACAUGUGACGACAUGACUUGUGAAGACCGGUAAAUGGUCACGUGAUCAGCUAACGGCCAACUGAUUGGCUAAGAAUGAAGACGGAGACGGCGAAGAAUCGAAUAUAUAGAGAGAAUUUUAACCUUGUGUUUAAUGGUAUAAUGCUCUACAAUAUCUGACGAAUCUUUUCUACGCAUCGCGUUAUGCUUUGAUAUCGAAUCCAUUAAAGACUGUUUUACAUAAAUUAUUAAUUUUCUAAAUAAUACUAAUUAGUGAUUAUUGAUUUGAAAUAAUUUCGUUUUCAAUGUUACACUUAUGCCAAUCACGAUUUUUAAUUAGCUACCUUGAAAUAUCAAUCACGUCUCAUCUUCUUGUAAUGUACUUUUUCGAUUGAAAUCUCAACUCGUCGUCUGCAUAACGGAUCUCUCGUUACCAGGUUUUAGAUAUGUGAUGAUUUCAUAAACGGG
Molecule: messenger RNA, 2218 nt
Organism: Hyalella azteca
Lineage: Eukaryota; Metazoa; Arthropoda; Malacostraca; Amphipoda; Hyalellidae
Exons: 5
Coding region: 102-716 (204 amino acids)
Source: RefSeq, a predicted model, not a curated record